Messenger RNA from Fomitopsis serialis, 1473 nucleotides. RefSeq lists its product as uncharacterized. Lineage: Eukaryota; Fungi; Basidiomycota; Agaricomycetes; Polyporales; Fomitopsidaceae. The coding region runs from base 1 to 1473 and encodes 490 amino acids. The record is from RefSeq and is a predicted model, not a curated record. The transcript is spliced from 6 exons.
AUGAUCAUCGACGACGGCGAGCCCGAUUCUCCUUUGAAGACUCAACAGCCUCUUCCGGCUGUCCAGAAUGCUCUGGAUGACCAACGGAGACUCCUGGAGGAUGUUCCUCCCCCUGCGUACACAGGCCCCAGUACCCUCUCUCCGGCUGCUAUGCGUCACCCGCAAGCUGGACCUAGCAACCCUCUACUUGACCCAGAGGGCCAUCUUGAGAAAGGAGAGCCCGCUGGGAGACGAUUCCUGAAGGCAUUUGUGGUGGCCAUCCUCAUAUGCGCGCUUUUUGGAUUUAUGCAGGGCAUCCCUGGAUACACGAAACGGCCUUCCAAACUCCUGCCCAAGGACGGGAAGGUUCUUGAAUGUCGUAAAGGACGCAGUCGCUGGAACGAGAACAGCGGGUCGCUACCUUCUAUGUCCUUCGAAAUGCCUAUGCCAUCAGAAGCCUUCUAUCUGUUCGCUCGAGGUGCAUACACCUUGGGGCAUGUAGACGUCGUACACAACACCGACUGGACUCUUACCGAUACCGUCAAGGUGGACAUUCAAGUGGUGACUGCACAUGCCGAAUUUUACAGGAAGUCAGCGUCUGCCGGAUGGAACGGAAGAAAGGCGAGCGAGGGAUCGCGCUACUGGUAUGCGCGCUUUGUGCUCUGUAUAUCGCAGGGCAAUUCUGCAUUGGAGGUUGAAGGUCCAGCUACCACCUUCUACCGACUUCGGGCCUCUAUAUAUCCCGCUUUUGAGACAGUACUCCCACGCUUCACUCAAAGUAUCGAAGAUAUGCACGACGACGUUGAGUUUGGCUUCCUCGGACUCGCGUCGACAGACGGCAAGAUCUAUGCACACUCAGCGUAUGCAAACGUUGCGCACCUACUUGCUAGCAAGGGUAGCAUAGAAGGCGACUUCGUCGCCAAUCACCUCGAGGUCGUUGCCUCUGGUACUCCCAUCCAGGCUAACAUCACAAUACUUGCAGACGACACCAACAACGGCACUCUCUACCUCAAGUCUUCAAACGCUGAAAUCAACUCGACAGUGGCCCUGCUAUCUGCGCACCCUUCGUUUGGCGAGGGUACUUCCGGCGAGGCGAUGUUCGACGUCGUCACGCGUACGACUAACGCCGCCGUCGAGGUCAACGUCGUCGUUCUGCCCGUUGACGCGGACGUCCGCGUCGCAGCGAAGACGACAAACAACCGCGCGACGUUACGCCUGCCGCACACAUUCGAGGGCAACUUCCAGCUGCGCUCGACGAACUCUUGCCAGACGUCGCCUUUUCGUCCGCCGCGCGCGACCCGAGCGGCCGGGGACGCAAGAGGCGGAUAUCAACGGAGAGGCUGGGAAGAGUUGGAUAUCGGGGCGAACGUCACGCACAAGGGGAAGGCCGACGGAGAGUGGGGAGUGAAUUGCGCGGGCGUCACAGCGGUAUCUCCAGUCGCCCGUGGCUUCGAGGAAUGGCGGCUAGAUGAGCCUUGGCCGUGCAGACAGUGA